AGUACUGCAGAGACGGAGCUGCAGCGCUUAAACACCGUCAGCUCUUGCUUUAGUUGACGAAUAUCUUUACGACACAAAUAAAUGUUUAUUCAUUAGCAACGGCGGGCGUCUCGUAAUGGAGAGCAAACAUCGACAUAUCAUCUGCUCCCUUAAUGACUCAUGAGAGCCAUAAAGACAAAAGCACCUCUUCUGUGGUGACUGCAGACCUCUUCCCCUCCAACAUCUAAUCAUGGUUGAUACAGCUCCACAAGACACGUCUUCCCUCAUGAAGGGCGCCAGAGACAUUGCUAAGGAGACCAAACGACAAGCUGUUAAGAAGGUCAUCAAAGUUGUGGACCGUGCCUCAGACGAGUACUCCCAAAGUCGCUCCUACCAGCGCUUCCGGGAUGAAGACGAUGACUACUACAGCCAGCCGGGUGGGAACUACACAGGAAAUGACGCUAAUGAUGAAGAGGGAUCCAGCGACGCCACUGAGGGUCACGAUGAUGAGGAUGAGAUAUAUGAAGGGGAGUACCAGGGGAUCCCCUCGGAUGCAAAGGCCAGAGAUGGACAGCUGGCUCUGGGACAGCCGGUGGCGGAUGGCCUGAAGGACCGGAGAGAGCUGGAGAACGAGAGGCAGGCGGACGAGGAGGAGCUGGCGCAGCAGUACGAGCUCAUCAUACAGGAGUGUGGACAUGGCAGGUUUCAGUGGCAGCUGUUCUUCACCCUGGGCCUGGCGCUCAUGUCUGAUGGUGUGGAGGUCUUCGUUGUGGGCUUUGUUCUUCCUAGUGCAGAGACGGAUAUGUGUGUGCCUGACUCGAGCUCUGGAUGGCUAGGCAGCAUUGUGUAUUUGGGGAUGAUGGUAGGGGCCUUCUUCUGGGGAGGCAUGGCUGACAAGGUGGGCAGACGGCAGUGUCUGCUGAUUUGCAUGUCCAUGAAUGGCUUCUUCGCCUUCCUGUCUUCUUUUGUGCAGGGCUAUGGCUUCUUCCUGCUCUGUCGCAUGAUAGCUGGCUUCGGGAUUGGUGGAGCAGUGCCCAUUGUGUUCUCAUACUUUGCUGAGGUAUUGGCAAGAGAGAAGCGUGGAGAGCAUCUAAGCUGGCUCUGCAUGUUCUGGAUGAUUGGAGAGAUUUAUGCCUCUGCCAUGGCCUGGGCCAUCAUUCCUCACUACGGCUGGAGUUUCAGUAUGGGCUCAGCUUAUAAAUUCCACAGCUGGAGGGUGUUUGUGGUGGUGUGCGCUCUCCCCUGCGUUUGUGCCGUGGUGGCCUUAACGUUCAUGCCAGAGAGCCCAAGGUUCUACUUGGAGGUGGGGAAGCACGAUGAGGCCUGGAUGAUCCUCAAGCAGAUUCAUGACACAAACAUGCGAGCGCGUGGACAGCCCGAGAAAGUCUUCACCGUGAACAGAAUUAAGAUCCCAAAGCAGAUUGAUGACUUUGUCGAGAUGCAGACCGAAUCUGGCAACAUUUUCUCGAAAGUGAUCUUCAGAAUAAAGACUGAGCUUCAUGGGAUUUGGUUAAACUUCUUGAAGUGUUUUAAUUAUCCAGUAAAAGACAGUACAGUCAAACUUGCUAUUGUGUGGUUCACACUGUCAUUUGGGUAUUAUGGUUUAUCGGUGUGGUUCCCUGACGUCAUCAGACAUCUUCAGGCCGAUGAAUAUGCCUCCAAAGUACAAAGGCAUAACAAUGAGCGCAUUGAAGACUUCACCUUCAAUUUCACCCUUGAGAACCAGAUACACACUAAUAGCUUAUUUAUCAGUGACAGGUUCAUAGGUAUGAAAUUCAAGUCUGUCACUUUCAUCAAUUCCACUUUUCAUAGCUGCUUUUUUGAGGAUGUGACAUCAGUCGGAUCUUUCUUUCGAAACUGCACGUUUAUUGAGGCUGUCUUCUAUAACACUGAUAUUGAUGACUCCAAGCUUAUAAACACAGAUGUGGUAAACAGCACAUUUUACCACAACAAAACAGGCUGUCAAAUGACAUUUGAGGAUGAUUAUAGUGCAUACUGGGUCUACUUUGUCAAUUUCUUGGGAACACUGGCUGUUCUGCCUGGUAACAUCGUAUCUGCACUGCUCAUGGACAAAAUUGGCCGCUUGUCUAUGUUAGGGUUUUCCAUGAUUCUGUCUGGUAUCAGUUGCUUCUUCCUGUGGUUUGGCACAAGUGAGUCGAUGAUGAUUGGGAUGCUGUGCUUGUACAAUGGGUUGAGUAUUUCCGCCUGGAACUCCCUGGAUGUUGUGACAGUAGAGCUGUACCCUACGGACAGAAGAGGAACUGGAUUUGGCUUCUGUAAUGCCCUGUGCAAGCUAGCCGCAGUGAUGGGAAAUCUGAUUUUUGGAUCUUUAGUGGGCAUCACCAAAGCCAUCCCCAUUCUUCUGGCCUCCUCAGUGCUCGUAGGCGGAGGUCUGGUGGGAUUGCGACUACCUGACACCAGGUCAAAUGUCCUCAUGUAACCCUUGUGUUGGAGGUCUGGAGAAACUUAAAAGGCUUGAGUUAACCCUCAUUCCUCAUUGUUGUAUACAGUGUACUUAUGUUGUGUUCAUAACAAGAUAAUUCUCAAUUAGGCAUCAUCAUAUUUUGACAGUCGUUAGACUUUCUUUGCAAUAAUAAAACUUCUGCACCUUUAUACUUUACAGUUCAUUUAAACAAGACCCUCAUGUUUCCUUUUGGCUUUUUAGAGGUUUAGAAUGGCCCAGGAUUGAAUGUGAGCGUAAAUAUUAAUGUCCCCUUAUUAAGACUCGAGCAAAACAACCUAUUAAUGAGCAGUCCAAAUCUGCUUCAAGUAUGCAGAGAGGAUGAUCAGAUAUGCCAAAAGCCCAGCACAGCUGCAUCACACCUGGCAGACUGAAUCCUGAGAAUUACUAAAGAGAUGAGAGACUGAGACCAGUCUACUGGUAAACAACUCUUUAUUCAGUUAUUAGUUUCAGGAUUUGACUACACAUAGUGAAAACAUUAUCCAGAUAUGGUAUCAUAUAUUUCUAAUGAAAGAGAAAAUGGUUUUGUUGUUAAAUCAGUUUCACUGAGUAUUGAGUAAGUUGAUGACAAGGUUAAUAUCCAUUAUCUUUGUGGUAGCACUUUAUUUUACAGUCCUGAACUUUCUUAGAUAAAUACACUUUAAGUACACUAUAAGUACAUGUUAGUACACGUACUGUAAAAUAAAGUGCAACCAUUUUUGUUUUAAAGUAUUUUUACUGUAUUUUUUUUUACUCUAACCUCUGAUGAAAAAGGCCACAACAGUGCACUCAUGCUCAUGUAUAAAAUUCCUCUGGAAAUAUAAAAAAAACUAUUUUGUGCUCUGCAGAUGUUUUGUUCAUAUACAGUGGAGUGAGUAUAUUUUGUUCAUAAGCUUUUUAUUGCAAGCCUAUUUGAUUUCAUAUACAACGGGCGUGUGUUAUCAGUCUUGUUCUGCCAAUCUGUGAUUUGUCUAACAGCAAAUGGCCUUUUGAAACUGUGCCUCUCCUUCAUAAGAUCAUCAUCAUGUAUGAACUUGAGGUGGCUGCUGUAUUAGAUAUCAUAGAGUGUGUAUCUGCCAGGGUCACUCAUGCAAACCAUCUUUACAAUCUGACAGAAAGGACUGAUCAGAAUCAGGCUGGCGAUGUGCCGGAAAGCCUCUUUUAUGUACAGUGUCAAAGAGUCAUCUUGUUGAAAUGACAGGUUUGUUGGUGCAGAGGGGAUUUAGAGGGCCCGCCUCAACAUAUGGGGUCUACAAUCUGUGGAGAGGGGAAGAGAGAUGACACGUGAAUCAUUUACUACUUUCAUUUCCAAGCCAAGUGAAUAAAAUUCUGUUUUGGUUGCUUCUACAAAAUGACUUAGAUGUUUAAAUAUAGAUUUACAUACACUACCGGUUAAAAUUUUUAUUUAAGAAAUUACAAGUAAUAAUUUUAUCACCAUAUUAGAAUGAUUUGUGAUAGAUCAUAUCACACUGGAAAUUCUUCUUUGGAAACACAUAACAUUACAUUUGAUGGUUUAGCUUUUUACAAUCAGUGCCAAAUACAGUUCUCUGAACAACAUAAAUCAAUAGUGUUACUGUUAUCUAGUUUUUGCUAUGGUUUGAGAGGUCUACAAUAAUAUUUUUUUUCUUUAGAAAGUUCUAAAAAGAUUAGAAAUGUAUAUAGGACCAUUGAUGUUUUUCAUUUGAUUUGGCUUCCAACUAACCAAAGUGGCUUAAUGCUGUCUCACUCUCAGCAAAGCUGUGCUGUUUCUUGAAGGCAUUAUUUAUAAAUGAGAUUACAAAUGAUCAGUAAAUGUACAGUCCUUGAUCUAAGCCUGUCUUCACCUUUUUUUAUUUAUGCAUAUAGUGUUAACAUGCUGUCUGAAAUGAUGUGUGUGUUUGUGAACAGUACAAACUGUUUGUGUAUAUAUCUGUGUAUGGGUAAAUGGUAAAUGUGUGCUUAUUCAUGUAUAUUUUGUACAUUUACAGUAAUCCACUCACAUGCUGAAUACUGUGUGUAAACAAUAUUGGGGACUGCAGUGGAUGGAUCUGUAGUGUAUGUACACCGCUGAAAUUGUUUAUUGUUCAUCUGUCAUUGCAGCACUGUUCCUAAGAGCCAGCCAUCCUGAGAUAUCACUGAACAAAACUGCAUGUAUUUAUUAACUUUUAGGGUCUGUGUGCUCAGCUAUCCAGAGAAUGUCGCACUGUUGUAUGUUUUAUGGCAGAAAAAUACAGAAGAAUAAAGCUCAUAUUUUGUGAAGGUGAUAAA
Carassius gibelio (silver crucian carp) is the source of this 4666-nucleotide messenger RNA. RefSeq names its product synaptic vesicle glycoprotein 2Ca (gene sv2ca). NCBI's taxonomy places the organism in Eukaryota, Metazoa, Chordata, Actinopteri, Cypriniformes, Cyprinidae. Gene Ontology annotation, cellular component: membrane. Gene Ontology annotation, biological process: transmembrane transport; chemical synaptic transmission. The coding region runs from base 230 to 2419 and encodes 729 amino acids. Gene Ontology annotation, molecular function: transmembrane transporter activity. The transcript is spliced from 13 exons. The record is from RefSeq and is a predicted model, not a curated record.